Oncorhynchus gorbuscha (pink salmon) is the source of this 2119-nucleotide messenger RNA. RefSeq names its product mitotic spindle assembly checkpoint protein MAD1-like. The record is from RefSeq and is a predicted model, not a curated record. Gene Ontology annotation, cellular component: mitotic spindle; nuclear envelope; kinetochore. Gene Ontology annotation, biological process: attachment of mitotic spindle microtubules to kinetochore; mitotic spindle assembly checkpoint signaling. The transcript has 18 exons. NCBI's taxonomy places the organism in Eukaryota, Metazoa, Chordata, Actinopteri, Salmoniformes, Salmonidae. The annotation marks the transcript as partial.
UUGACUCUCCUUUAGAACGCAGCAGGUAAUCUCGCGAUAACAGCACAGAUCUCGUUCUAGGAAAGGAGGGAGUUCGAAGUUAUGCUAGCUAGCUGUUGUUACUAUCUAUAACUACCUAACUAGUCAACUUUUUUAAACGUCAAGUUCCAAGAAGCUACAUCAACCUUGUAAACAGUCGACCACUAUGGACAUUGAGGAUGACACGACGGUGUUCUCCACUCUGAAGUCCUUUAAGAGUUUCAUCUCUCUUCCGGACACGUCUCGGAACCAGGGAGAACCCGCCCCGGUGCAGAGCCACGUCCUACAGAACCAGUACCUGCAGAGAUUACAGUUGCUGGAGGCAGCAGAGAAGGUUCAGUCUAAGACCCAGCUGAUCCAGAUGGACCAGGAGAAGAGACAGAUGGAGAUCAGUCACAAGAGAGCACGCAUCGAACUGGAGAAGAACGCUACGCUGAGCGCUAGGGACUUUGAGCGUGAGGUGGACCGUAACCAGGACCUGCUGGGACGAAUCAGACGCCUGGAAGAGAGGGAGGCGGAGUCUAGCCAGAGCCUAUCGGAAAAGGCAGAGGCAAACCGUGCUCUACAUCGGACCCUGGAGUCUCUCAACAGGAGGGUGGAGGAGAGGGAUGGAUGGCUCAACACCUCUAACCAGACGGUGAGCGGUUUAAAGGAUGAGAUCCGGGACCUGAAGCAGCAGGUCCAGACGCGGGACAACACCAUCUCUAACCAGACACUGGAGAACCAGGGACUACAGGAACAAGUGGAGCUACAACACAGGAAGUACCAGGAAGUGUCUCAGCGGUGCCAGGCCCUCCAGUUAGCAUCAUCCACCUGCUCCGACCACGAACUCAAGAUUAAGGUGAGGCUAGGAUUAUUGUUGUUCAAACUCCGACAGCUAAGGGAGGAGAAUGUUUACCUCAGGGAGACGAGGGAGAACGUGAUCCUGCUGAAGGAGGAAACGGAGGGUUUGAGACGUAAGGUGGAACGCAUGGAGAAGAUGAAAGAGGAGAUGGUGAACGUGGAGCUGGAGAAGGAGAAACUGUCUCAGAAACUGCAGGCCUGGGAGAACCUGGGACAGUCUACUGGACUCAACAUACGGACACCAGAGGAUCUGUCCAGAGAGGUGAUUCAGAUCCAACAACGAGAGAUCGCUGUCAAACAACACAACUACACUCUCACCAGCAGCUGUAGGUCAGUGGAGCGUACUAAGGCUGACCUCCAGGGGGAGCUGUUGUCGCUACGUUCUAAAGCUCUGGAAGAACAGAAGAAGAGAGAGACCCAGGAAUCACUGGUCAGACGACUACAGAAGAGAGUGUUGCUGCUCACCAAGGAGAGGGAUGGGAUGCGCGCUAUCCUGGAGUCCUAUGACAGUGAGCUGUCUUCUAGUGACUACACUCCUCAACUCAGCCGCAGACUCAGAGAGGCAGAAGAUGUACUGACCAAGACUCAGAACCACAAUACAGAGAUGGAGGUUCUGUUGACUAAAGCCCAAGAGGAGGCUGGGGCCCUCAAACUACAAGUACAGACUAUGGAGUUGGAGCUGGAGGUUAUGAAGAAGCAGCAAGACUCCGUCGCUGAGGGCAUCCCCUUAGCAACGAACGAGGAAGUCAACACACUCCGGCUGAAGAUUGAGGAGUUGGAGGGAGAGCGACAACGUCUGGAAGAACAGAACAAUGUUCUAGAGCUGAGGCUGGAGAGACACAACUUACAGGGAGACUACAAUCCGGUCAAAACCAAAGUCCUCCACUUCAGUCUGAACCCUACGAGCAUGGCCAAACAGCAGCGUGUGGAGGAAGUGGAGGCGCUGAGGGCAGAAGUGGAGUGUUUGAGGGAACGCCUCCGCUCACUGCAGACAGGGGGCGCUAUCCCUCUUGCUGCUGCUGCAGGAGAGGCCAGCCUAUGUCUGCCUCCCUCACAGGAGGUCCUGGAUCUGCGUAAACAGAUGGAAACAGCUGAACUGAAGAACCAGCGGUUGAAGGAGGUGUUCCAGAGGAAGAUUCAGGAGUUCAGGACGGUGUGUUAUGUUCUGACCGGCUAUCAGAUAGACAUCACUACUGAGAACCAGUACAGGCUGACCUCUGUCUACGCUGAACACAUGGACGACUCUCUACUGUUUAAG